Monascus purpureus is the source of this 279-nucleotide messenger RNA. The record is from the annotation of a GenBank genome assembly. NCBI's taxonomy places the organism in Eukaryota, Fungi, Ascomycota, Eurotiomycetes, Eurotiales, Aspergillaceae.
AUGACGAAGCGCACCAAGAAGGUCGGUGUCACCGGUAAAUACGGUACCAGAUACGGUGCCUCCCUGCGUAAGCAGGUGAAGAAGAUGGAAAUCACCCAGCACGCCCGCUACGUCUGCACCUUCUGCGGCAAGAACACCGUCAAGCGCCACUCUGUUGGUAUCUGGAACUGCAAGGGCUGCAACAAGACCGUUGCCGGAGGUGCCUACACCGUCUCAACACCCGCCGCCGCUGCCACGCGCUCGACUAUCCGCCGUCUCCGUGAAAUUGCGGAAGUUUAA